This is a messenger RNA of Ostertagia ostertagi, 276 nucleotides long. NCBI's taxonomy places the organism in Eukaryota, Metazoa, Nematoda, Chromadorea, Rhabditida, Trichostrongylidae. The record is from the annotation of a GenBank genome assembly.
AAUCCGAGCUUAGCACACGAAGUUCGGGAGGCGGCUACUCCAGUGCAUUUCAGACUUCUUCAGUCAAUUGGCAAUUUACCAAAUGGUAUUCGACAAAUAUGUGACAUGAGAGCUCAUCUACUGCUCUUGAUGAAAACGGAGAGUGACAAAUCUAUAGUGUCAUCUCUGCAUCGUCUUGAGAAAUCUGCUCACGAGCUGCUUGUUUUGUGGUUUUGUCAGAGCAACAUGAAACUAGAGAGGUUGACGUGGCAGUCGCCAGGCGACAUUCUGCACAAG